GGCGAGGGUGGGGCUACGCUUAGAGGCCUGACCAGACAGGACUCUCUUGGGUCCGCUCUGCUGGGCCCGGCUUUGUGGUUGAGGUCGGGUCUCUGCUACUGGCCCCGGGAAGAUGGUGCUGGGUGGUUGCCCGGUGAGUUACUUACUUCUGUGCGGCCAGGCGGCUUUGCUGCUGGGAAAUCUCCUUCUGCUGCACUGUGUCUCUCGGAGUCACUCGCACAACGCUACCGCCGAGCCCGAGCUCACAUCCGCUGGCGCCGCCCACCCGGAGGGCUCAGCUGGCGCUCAGAGCUGGGAAUAUGGCGACCCCCACUCUCCAGUCAUCCUUUGCUCUUACCUACCUGAUGAAUUUAUAGAAUGUGACGACCCAGUGGAUCAUGUUGGAAAUGCAACUGCAUCCCAGGAGCUCGGUUAUGGUUGUCUCAAGUUUGGUGGGCAGGCCUACGGUGAUGUGGAACACACUUCAGUCCAAUGCCGGGCCCUAGAUGGGAUUGAGUGUGCCAGUCCUAGGACCUUCCUACGAGAGAAUAAACCUUGUAUAAAAUAUACAGGACACUACUUCAUAACCACUUUACUCUACUCUUUCUUCCUGGGAUGUUUUGGAGUGGACCGUUUCUGUCUCGGACACACUGGCACAGCAGUAGGGAAGCUGUUGACACUUGGAGGACUUGGGAUUUGGUGGUUUGUCGACCUUAUUUUGCUUAUUACUGGAGGGCUGAUGCCAAGUGAUGGCAGCAAUUGGUGCACUGUUUACUAAGAACAGCUGUUGUCAUGGUCCAGAGAGACAUGUCUUCUGAAUUCAUCUCUACAGGCUCAAAACUCUUCCUUGAUAUCAGACCUGGCCAUUACUUUCCCUCUUUCGGGGGAAUAGGUUUGGUAAAGAAAGUUUCUGUGGACUCUGGGUUUACAACCCAAAUUUCACCUUGCAGACUAGAAAUGACAAGCAAACGUGUUUGGGAAUCAAGUAUGUACCUUUCCUUACAUAAAAAAUAUAAAGGCUAAUGGCUAACUUACAAGUUGUAGAGGGGUUUCCAUAAUGUAUUUCUGUACAUUGCUGUAUCUUCAAUACUUUAGAGCAAGUAAACCCAACAAGAUGAACACAGUGAAUAUUUUUAGCCUUGUGCCUUUUGUGACCUUAAAUCUUCCUGCAGAGGAGAUAUGAAGCUGAACCAAUGAAAAUCUUCAGCAGAAGUAAAAUGGCCAUGGAUUUUAAUACACAUUGAAAUUCUGACUUUCUGAAUUCAAGUUGCAGAAUAAAUUCUCCCAACCUGGAGUGCUGUUUGGUAUUUUCAGUAGGUAGAAUGAGACUCAAAAUUGUUUGUUUUGCCAAAAGCUGGGCAUUUGAAAUGAGCCACUCUAUUAAUAAACCCUAUUGUUACAUCAUUAUGCUCCAGAGGCAGUAUAUACCGUGCAAUAAUUUCAUUUCAAUUAUAUUUUGAAAGCCCAACAAUAAUCAGAUAUGUCUGGGUUUAGCUAUCCUCUUGGCUAUCCUAUCUGAAAAUUAGUUAUCUACUAGUUUAGAGAGUCUAUGUUAUAGGCUGGUAAGAAAGAUCUCCUACAACUAACUGUAAAACAAACUAAAAUUCUCCACAAUUAUGUAAGAUAAGGUGAAAAGCCUCAUAGCUUUGGGGGAAAAAAAAAGAUUCUUACUUAAAGGACAGAAUUACUGAGCAAUGGGUAGAGUUAAGAUGUAAUUUAUGGGGGCAAACAUAACACAUUCCAUCAAAAUAAGCAUGGUACUGGAAGCUCUCACUGUGGGCAACAGUAGUCAGCAGUUGCGAAAAAGAGACAGCCAAGCUUUUGCAUUCCCAAGUCACUGGGAAUAAAAGGAAAUAUCCUUAAUUAUAAGUGGUUUAAAAACUUAGUUCCCAUCCUUUGCAAUUUAAGUUGAAAAGAACUUUUAAAUAUGAAGUAAAAGGAGGACUUUCAGACAAGUAAAACUAAAAGCCCGAUAUUCAGGAUAAAUCCUAAAACCAAUCAUAAUAGAUUACUUAAGGACCAAGAAUCGGUUAAAAUAACACCAGAUACGUUCUAUCCUUAUGAAGCAGCUUUUCUAAAUGUUUCAACUUUAUCAUCCCUGAUUAAUAGGAUCACUGUGUUUAUAUUAUCAAAUGGUUGGCAAUUGUGUAAAAAUUAAAACAUUAUUCUGCCUUGAGAAUUCUGUACUACAUUGACCAUAACCUUGUUUGUAACAGUAAUAAUUAAAAUUGUUGUAGGUCGUCAAGAAACUGGAUCUCAUCCCCAGGAAAAAAAAAAAAAAUGCACUUAAAAUUUUGCAUAGAAUUUAAGGAGAUGCCAUAUUAAAAAAAAAAAAAAAACCUAACUUGUAAGAGAAAUCUGGAAAACAAAUUAAAAUCUUACCAAAAAUAAGGUACUACACUAAGCCACAAAUCCUGGUUCAUCCCACACUUGGGAAAAAAAAUCUCCUUCAGGAUAUUCACAAGCCCCAUCAAAAACAAUUUUCUUUAAAAACACCAACACUUUGGCAGCUUUCAGAUUCAAAAUCACUAAUGUUGCCAGGAGGAUAAGGAUGAGUAAAAAGGUCAAAGUCUAGAAGUUAUUGAAGGAUUUGUCCUAUAAAAGAAGCCCUCUCACAGAAAGCUCUGAGACCACAGGCAGGGUGAUCAUUAGAAUCUAGUAUUCCUCAGUGACAGUCCACAGUAGUCAAUUUGAAUUUGACUUAGAAAUGAUGCUCAUCAAAAAAAAAGAAAAGAAAUGAUGCUCAUCCUCUGUACCUACAAACCCUGGCCAAAUGUGGUACCACCUGAAAAACUGAUUGAGAAAGGUAGUAUUAUUAAAAAUUCUAUUUCCUUUGCA
Canis lupus familiaris (dog) is the source of this 2817-nucleotide messenger RNA. It is a transcript of the gene TM2D2, whose product is annotated as TM2 domain containing 2. The transcript has 4 exons. The record is from RefSeq and is a predicted model, not a curated record. The coding region runs from base 113 to 757 and encodes 214 amino acids. NCBI's taxonomy places the organism in Eukaryota, Metazoa, Chordata, Mammalia, Carnivora, Canidae.